AUGGUUCCUCCUGACGUGACCAACUUACAUCUUGUGCGAAUCAGUGCGAAUGACUUCACCAUUGCAUGGACAAAACCGAAGUUCAGUUUCAACUACUACUGGAUUGAUGUCACGGGUGUUACGAAUGUUGGCACGAGGGCAACACCUGGCACGACAGGGUCGUGUGUCAACGGCACCAUAAUUCACGCUGACUGGACACAGGUCACCUGCAGUCAGCUCCAGCCUUGCAGCAAAGUAAGCUUCCAGGUACGCACCCAUAUCAGUGGACCACCUUCCCGCACUUCUCAUGGCGUCUCUCUACAAGACAUCCUCAUUCCCGCCUUAGUGCCACCUGAGGUGACAAACCUGACACUAGGUGCCGUUGAUGAAGACACCUUCGUCCUUAAUUGGCAACGGCCUGAUGCUUGCUUCGACUAUUACACCGUAGAGGUCAUCGAUGAAAGCACCUAUAAUAGGAGCGCCGUGACGUGCAACAACGGUACCCUGAUUGAUCCAAGCUGGACGAGCGUCAUCUGCGAUCAAAUCAAGACGUGUGCAAACGUCACUAUCCGAGUGAAAACGCACACUUGGGGACCCCCUGAACGCGCUUCAAUCGGCACCGUUUUGAAACACGUCUUCCUGCUAGGAAAAGCGCCCCCUGAGCCGACUAAUAUGAAGCUGGUUUCCGCAGAAGGCGGUAAUUUCACCGUCAAAUUCAAAGUGCAACGAGAAUGCUUCGACGGUUGGUACUUGUAUAAAGGCGUUGUCAGUAAAAGCAAUAGUAGCGUGUUAACUGCUGACAAUUGCGUCCUUAAUAGGUCGGCUUAUAACCAGCGAACACUUAUCUGCACUGCAAUUCAAGCUUGUGGCAAGUUGGACUUGAAAGUAUGGACUGUGAGAAACGGACCACCAGAGCGGCGCUCUUCUCCAGCUAUAUUGCCCUCCAUUCAUAUACGCGGGAACUGUUUACGAUAGCUUCAUUUUAACCGAAAACCCCAACAUUAUUCUGCAAAUAAAGUGCACUUUUAUGUUCGUGCUUA
Messenger RNA from Rhipicephalus microplus (southern cattle tick), 1019 nucleotides. RefSeq lists its product as uncharacterized. The record is from RefSeq and is a predicted model, not a curated record. Lineage: Eukaryota; Metazoa; Arthropoda; Arachnida; Ixodida; Ixodidae.